GUCGCACGGCAAUUUGUCCCAUGCAUCUGCAGCUUCAUUAGCACAAGGUUGCGCUGCCCACCCUGUAAUGUUAUCACAGGUGCGGGAAUUUGUCUUAAAUUAACUGGGUUUGUUUGAACCGCGCGCGACUUCUUGACAUCGGCGAAAGUUGGUCCGCGGACAAAGGCUCCACAUUUGCCAAUCCUACGCAAGGUGCACACUAUCGCUGCUUCCUGCGUACUGCAUAUAGUUGGCUUUCUAUACUCGAUCCGUUGUGCUCCCCCAGUCUGAUCUGCAAAGCAUUAAAGUUGAUUAAACCAUGCGUGGGUGGUUUGAUGCCUUUCGGACGAACGAUGGACCAACGCAAUACGCUUCGGAGCACAUCGCAGCCACACACGACAACAUCCUCAUCGGCAUCUACACCGCUCUUGCUGCCACGUUUGUGGCCUUCCUCCUCAUUAUCCCCGGGAUCAGACACAAUAAAACGUCCACUUUGAUAAUUUUAGCUGGCAGUAUGUUCGUACUAGCCAGCAUAGCCAUCGGCUUGUUCUCGCCCAACUGGCAUGUCGCCUCGUCCACUCUACUGGCAUCAUAUAAACGCUCCACACCCGCGACAAUGCGUGGAAGAAUCGGUGUCUACAUUGGGUUGGAAUCGUUUAACGUCACAUUGGAAGUAACGGAAGGAAACCAUAGUUAUCGUGACCUGGAGAGCGACGAUUUUCUUUUCUCCGAUCCGUCAGAUGGUCCUGACAGUGGCGGCUUAUUGCAGUUUAAUGAGCGCUACUCAUUCCGCGCAGUUGAUGACGUACAGAAGCAGUAUCAGAAAUCUCUGAAGCGCGGCUUGCCGUAUCCAAUCUUGACCGUGGCGGAAGUGAUGUCCAUGGAUGCUGGCGGUUUCACUUGGGGUCGCAGUUAUCGUCUGGCUGGUUAUUACGCCGGAAUUCUUUUGUGGUCGUCUUUGGCAUCCUGGAUCGUGAUGAGUAUAUUGUUUUGUUUGGUACCAUGUUACAGUGGUUAUUUCAUGCUUAUCACCGGCUCCCUAAUGCUUUUAUGCAACGUGUUGUAUUCCGUGUUGUUACCGUCGUCAACGCUGAUUGUGCGCUUUGAGGAUGGACUUCUGGUUUUCCAGUACGGCUGGUGCUUCUGGAUGGUACUCUGCGCCGGCCUUUUGUGUGUAUUUGUGGGAUUUGCCAUCACAGUUACUAAUUACUUCCUGCCCGAGUUGCUAUCCGAUCUGUAUUCCACUUGGAAGUAUAACAGUCGAUUGAUUCCAUUACAGCGAGCGUAUUUUAUUUAUACUGACCAGUUUUUAUACCCCACUGACCGUCUUCAGCAACACAGAAGCGCGCCCACCGCUACUAUACAGGUUUUACCUUUGGACCACAAUGAUUCCCUUCCGGAGAAGCGUUCCAUCAUCAAUCCGACAGGCGGUGAUCACCGACAUCCAGUCUUAUCCAGCUGUUUUGAAGGCGAGAGCAGCACGCGCACUAGUACUGCAGCUGAUGUUCGCGAUAAUGUCCAAGGAGUUUGCCACAGUUCCAACUUGUCCAUGUAUUGACGAACCGCUUUUUCAGAACACGCUUUUGCUGGGGAUAAAAUGUUUUCUGCAUUAAAGGAUUGUACAGCUAUUGUUAUUAAGCUUUGUCUGUGAUUUUGCUCUGUCAGAUCGUUUGUUAUAUGGCCAUUACAAUGUAAUUGUUUUGCUGGAUUUUCAUAAAUUUUACCGAUAAAAGCUGAAAUAAGAACAAAAGGCAACGUUGUCCUUUGUUUUU
This is a messenger RNA of Paramacrobiotus metropolitanus, 1751 nucleotides long. RefSeq names its product dual oxidase maturation factor 1-like. The coding region runs from base 299 to 1537 and encodes 412 amino acids. The transcript has 7 exons. The record is from RefSeq and is a predicted model, not a curated record. Gene Ontology annotation, cellular component: endoplasmic reticulum membrane. Lineage: Eukaryota; Metazoa; Tardigrada; Eutardigrada; Parachela; Macrobiotidae. Gene Ontology annotation, biological process: protein transport.